ACACAGUCUGACGGGUUCCUUGUGAAUGGUUUAGUGACGCAGUUAGUAGGCACCGUUUACUGCAGUAAUCACAAAGCGCAGCUACACUCUACCCUGUAGCUUUUUUCUUUUUAAUUGUCUGACCUUCCAGCUGGUCCUAGAGGUGAUGUGUAUGCUUGUGAAGGUUUGAAAUUAGACCAGCGCUCUACAUAAGCUAGCAAGAUUAGACAGGUCAAAUAGAAGGCUCUCACUUUCUCUUGUGAAACAUUGUAUGAUCAUCAACAUCACCAUCACUCUGAAAGUAUUGAUAGUUACGCAGAAGUUCGACUUUGCGUCGAUCACUAAUGACGUCUGCAGUUCUCCACUCCCCACAAUCGACCAAUCAGGAUGCAGGAACAUGAAACGUCACUAUUUAGCAGUGAUCAACUAAUAUUAAAGUAACUAAUUCAAAAUGAAGGCAACACACAAUAGGGUGUCCAGACUAGCAAGUGAAUGACACAUUAGCAUGUUAGCUAACUAUUUGUUCCAGUGGGUGCUAAACAAACGUGUUACCAAGUUGGCUAGCUUACUUACUAGUUAUGUAGAGUAAUGAAAACAUGAAAAAACAAGAAUGUUAUUCAACAUUUAAAUCAUUUGGAUGGAUGUGCAUUGAAUAUAUUCAACUAAUUCAUGUGCGCCAAAUGUCGUUGAGCUCGCUAGCCACAAUUAGCCAUAACGUUAGCUAACUUGUGCAAUGUCAAGCAACAACUCCUCACAUCAACUAAUGGGUUAGCUAUUAAAAUAAAAUAAAAAUAUAUAUAUAUCUUAUUAAAACUCACAUUGACUCUGAACGCCCUCUGCUGAAUGAGUUUUGCUGCUCUCAAUCCAGUCGUUUGGCGGAUUACAUGAGAGCAGAUCCCAGACAUGUUCUUAAUACUGUUGAGCGUCGCCAUCUUCUUCACUGUUUAGCUAGCUACCUCUGCUAAAUUGCAAAUUACAGGAGCCAACAGCGACUAAAUCAAUCCCCUGAAGUCUAGUAGAUCUAAAAUAAUUGUGUUGGUCUCAGCAGCUCCAUGAAACCGCUAUCUGGGUUUUUAGGUCUUAUGCUUUAUUACCUAACAAUUUCUUUGAGAUCUGCGAUACAGACAAAUGAGGGGACUGGGGGUAAAAUGCCGUCAUCAUUGAGCGUCCAAAUGACAACACAAAUAAGCUACGUCAUAUCCCCGCGACAGACUUCUAGUUUUCUUUUUUACAAGCACGAUGGAGGUGUGCGCGUCUUCGAGUACUACUUUGAGGGAGUUUGGCUGCGAACAGAAUUUACUAUCACGACCUGAUGGAUCGUCGUCCUUCGUCCAAGGAGACACCAGUGUAUUAGCUGGAGUGUAUGGCCCGGCGGAGGUGAAGGUCAGUAAAGAGAUCUAUGACAGAGCUACCCUGGAGGUGGUGAUGCAGCCCAAAGUGGGACUACCAGGUGUCAGAGAGCGAGCCAGAGAACAGUGUGUGAGGGAAACAUGCGAGGCGUCUCUUCUCUCCACCCUUCAUCCACGCUCCUCCCUCACUCUCGUCCUACAAGUGGUCCAUGAUGACGGUUCACUGUUGUCCUGCUUUCUGAACUCAGCCUGUAUGGCCCUGAUGGAUGCAGGCCUGCCUAUGAGCUGUCUGUUCGCUGGGGUCACCUGUGCCAUCGAUACAGAUGGCCAGGUCAUUACCGACCCCAAUGCAGCACAGGAGAAGGAAAGUCGAGCUUUGAUGACCUUCGCUAUUGACAGUACCGAGCGCAGAGUGAUGAUGUCAUCCACCAGAGGGUCUUUUACAGUUCAUGAGCUGCAACAGUGUAUCGCUGUCAGUCAGAAAGCAUCGGACAAGAUCUUCCAGUUCUACAGAGAUUCUGUCAGACGAAGAUAUUCCAAGACACUCUGAUUUAUCCAGGAUUCUGCUUAUAACUUCCUUUUUUCUUUUUACAGCUUUGUUGUUGUUGUUUUAAUUUUACAGACCAAACCAUUGUUGUUUUUGAAAUAAAAAAAUAUUUGGAAUUGGUUGAACAAAAAAAAA
Molecule: messenger RNA, 2010 nt
Organism: Oncorhynchus gorbuscha (pink salmon)
Lineage: Eukaryota; Metazoa; Chordata; Actinopteri; Salmoniformes; Salmonidae
Gene: exosc5
Product: exosome component 5
Exons: 6
Coding region: 1219-1878 (219 amino acids)
Biological process (GO): poly(A)-dependent snoRNA 3'-end processing; rRNA catabolic process; nuclear mRNA surveillance
Cellular component (GO): nuclear exosome (RNase complex); cytoplasmic exosome (RNase complex); nucleolus
Source: RefSeq, a predicted model, not a curated record